AUGGCUACUCCUGAGGUUGUACAGGAGACGGUAGGAGAUGGCCUUGGUCCGGAGCAGGAAACCGACACCCCUGGACCCGAGCAGGAGAUGAACGAAGCCUGCCUUGGGCUCGACAAAGUCGAUUUCUUCACGAUUGACUGGCCUGAGGGUAGGGUGCCUACCUAUCUCAACAAGGAGUAUGCGAGCUUUCUUCUUCGUGCUCACCAUCCCGAAGCGAAACCCCACAACAAGAUCAGCAAGUACUUUCGUUUCGACGAGAUCUAUGAACGGAAAUGCGAACACCAAAUUUCGGAGGAGGAGUGGGCCUUGUAUCUCGAGAAGAUCGAGAAGCGAACCGCCCAACUCAAAGAACAAGGGUACAGUAACCGGUUGGCGCUUCCAGCAGGCGAAUCGCACCCAGAUCCAUGUUGGCAGGUCCUCGCCAUCACCACCUCCAAUACCAACCUGCAGUCCAGUAUGCGGGCUGCCAAGGACAUAGUCGAGGACGCCCUAGAUGCUUUCGGAGACGAGGAAAGCUGUGCCGUCCUCGUAAAAGGCCUCAAAAACCACUUGCAGACGCGUCUCAAUGUCGUUGCGGAGCUCCGCAAAGACUGGUGGGGCCCGCGAGAUGAUGACCCACUCCGACAGGUGUCACUGGCCAGUUGGAUCCACUCCAUCGCCUGCUAUGCCCAGGUCCUCGAUCUCCUCGCAUACAGCACUGCUCACCUGGUUGCGGCGUAUGAGGAAGAGGAAUUAAUCUUCCAAGGCCGUAGCGUCAACGUGGACGAGUUCUACAACCAGUUCGGGUUUGAUCACAAUUCCUUCGCCCCCGUACCCACUUCCUAA
Stereum hirsutum FP-91666 SS1 is the source of this 825-nucleotide messenger RNA. RefSeq lists its product as uncharacterized. Lineage: Eukaryota; Fungi; Basidiomycota; Agaricomycetes; Russulales; Stereaceae. The record is from RefSeq and is a predicted model, not a curated record. The transcript has 4 exons. Bases 1 to 825 code for a protein of 274 amino acids.